AUGGCGGCCGUGGAAAGAACCCGUCCUUUACUUCAUCUAUCGCACUUCAUCAUGCCCCGUCCAAAGCGCUCAAUUGAGGAGCUGGCGAAUAAGUCGGACUCGGACGACGAGAACUACAGCGACCAUCCGGUGCGCUCCUCGCGACCGGCCGCCCGAUCGAAAUCGCAAAAGAAGUCCAAGCCUGCGAAGAAAAAGGCGCGUCGAGAUUCUGACGACGAUGACCUUUCUGAUGACGAUGGAUUAUUCGAUGAGAUCGACGAUUUUUCCGCCCAAGAGUCGGAGGAAGAGGAGGAGGAUCCCGACGCUCCGAAGAAUGCGCGAGGGCUGACGGCUCGCAGAGCUGCGGCCAAUCGGCCAACAUACAACGCGGGCGACUCUAGUAGUAAUGAAGAUGAUUCCAACGACGAUGGGGAACCCGAGGUCGCCCCGUCGCCAAAGAAACCCAGGAGCACCGUUGUCAGGUUGAAAUUGAAUUCUUUGAAACGCCAACCGUUCCCGGAGGGCAACCGACGGGUGACGCGCCAUACUCGUGACCCGUCCGAGGAGAUUUACGCGCUGACGAAUUCGGGUCGCCACGCUCAACUUGUCGAAAGGGGUACAAUGAGUCCGGAGACAAAGGCGAAUAAUGGCCGCCGGGAAUCUCGCGCCUCGAAGCGUCUCACUGUCGCAAGAGAGGAGGAAGAGGAAGAGGAGGUGGAGGAGACAGAGGAGAAGCAGGAAAGCUUCGAGGUCAUAGAAGAGACCACCCUGGAAGUCAAUGCCUCGCAACCUGAGAUCAUGGAGAGCGAUCAUCAGGGUGAUUUCGAGGAAGGGGUUCCUUCGGGUCAGAACAGUGCCGAAGUCACGGCUGAAGCCGAUGAACACCGAUUUGUCCCCGAAUCUGAGAAUGGCGACGCGAAGCAUGAUGACGAGGAGGAUGACGAAGAUGAGGGUCCAAUAACACGGAGAAGGUCUCGGCCCACUCGGAAUCAGACAAUCGAAGAUCCCCAGCCAGAUGAAGAAGAGGCAACGCAACCGCGCCGCUCAAGCCGAAAGAAACCGAGAGGCUCUCAACGCAAGCGACAAGAAGACGAAAGCGACUUUGAGCCGGAGGAGGAGGAGUCCAACGAUGAAGAUGACGACCUGUCUCAGUCUGGCAAGUCACAGGGCUCGCCACGGAAAGGAAGUCGGGCGCGCGAUGACGAAGAGCAGGACAGCACCGCUGGUCGGCGUCCUGGUCUGCGUAAAAGAGCGUCCCGGUCCCGUGGACAAUCGGAAAUUCGAGGCGACAUCGCUGAGGAGCUUGCCGAAGAACUGCAGGAUCUGAGGGGAGAUCGCCCACGCCGGCGACUGCAGACAGAUAUCGUGUACGAAAAGCCAAGGCGCAGUCGCAAGGACGUUGAUUACCGGAUCAUUCGGCCCGAUCUCAUAUUACCCAUCGAUGAGGCGGAACAGGAGGUCAACGAGUCCCCUUCCCGCCGAGGUCGUGGUGGGGGUGGCGGCGGUGGCAGCUGGCAGCGUACCUUGUUCCCGACGUAUGGUCCAUUCGGGGGUGGCGGGCCGCCAGCGAUUCUCGCACCGCCCGGCGCACCUGCUGCAACAGGGGGUGUCGACAGUGACAGCAGUGAUGACGAAGUAAUGCAGCAUCCCAAGGGCGCUGCAGCUGGGGGUUCUAUCUCCGGUCCCCCAGGCCUCCUUGCUUCAACGCAGACUCAUGGGGCCGAUGGACUGCAAGGUCCGUCAGGAACGCCUGCCAACCUGGGGAAGAUCAAGGAUAAGCAAACGCUUGCGGAUGCCGAUCCGUUAGGUGUGGACAUGAAUGUCAAUUUCGACAGUGUUGGCGGCUUGCAAGGACACAUCGAUCAAUUGAAGGAGAUGGUGUCCCUUCCGUUGCUAUACCCGGAGAUCUUCCAGCGUUUCCACAUUGUGCCACCGAGAGGUGUUCUCUUCCAUGGACCUCCUGGUACAGGUAAAACGCUAUUGGCGAGAGCUCUGGCCAACAGUGUCAGCUCCGAGGGUCGCAAGGUCACAUUUUAUAUGAGAAAGGGUGCGGAUGCAUUGAGCAAGUGGGUUGGUGAGGCCGAAAGGCAGCUGCGUCUGCUUUUUGAGGAGGCCCGGAAGACCCAACCCAGUAUUAUCUUCUUUGAUGAAAUCGAUGGUCUGGCUCCCGUGAGGUCAAGCAAACAAGAGCAGAUCCAUGCCUCUAUUGUGUCGACUCUACUGGCGCUAAUGGACGGUAUGGACGGCCGUGGACAAGUCAUUGUUAUUGGAGCUACAAAUCGACCCGACUCCAUCGAUCCUGCUCUGCGGCGUCCCGGUCGCUUUGAUCGCGAGUUCUACUUCCCGCUGCCCAACACGGAAGGUCGGCGGGCCAUUCUCGACAUCCAUACUCGGGGCUGGGACCCGCCUCUCCCAGACCCCAUCAAAGACGAGCUGGCUGAGAUCACCAAGGGUUAUGGCGGAGCCGAUCUUCGUGCGCUUUGUACCGAGGCUGCUCUCAAUGCAGUGCAAAGGAAAUAUCCCCAAAUCUACAAAUCCAACCAGAAGCUUCUGAUUGACCCCAAGAAAAUCGACGUCACUCCGAAGGAUUUCAUGAUAGCGAUCAAAAAGAUGGUUCCUUCUUCGGAGAGGUCCGCCUCUUCUGGCGCUACACCUCUACCAAAGACAAUUGAACCUCUUCUGCGACAGCCACUGGUUGAAAUUAGGACUCUGUUGACCGAGGUUCUUCCACAAAGAAAGAGGCUUACGGCUCUCGAAGAGGCUCAAUUCGAAGAGCCGGAAGGACCGAAGGGUUUCCGACGCGAACAGAUGCAGCACGAAUUCGAUACCUCUCGUGUAUUCCGGCCUAGAAUGCUACUUCGUGGGCCUCUGGGCAUGGGUCAACAGUAUCUAGCAGGUGCAAUUCUCCAUCAUUUUGAAGGGCUUCACGUUCAAGCGCUCGACCUUCCAACCCUCCUGAGUGAUUCAACCAGAUCUCCCGAAGCAGCUGUCAUACAGCUCUUUCAAGAGGUCAAGAGGCAUAAGCCCAGCGUGAUCUACAUUCCGAAUAUCCAGUCUUGGCUAAAUACAGUUGGGCAGACCGUAAUAUCCACAUUUCUGGGUCUUCUACGGUCGAUCCCUCCUUCGGACCCAGUCUUACUAUUUGGUGUCCUGGAGUCUACCGGCGAUGAGAUGGAUCACGGUCUGCUAAACAACAUGUUCGGGUUCUCGAAGAAGAAUUUCUACGACCUCGAAACCCCCGAUUCUAAUGCCCGGCAUGAAUUCUUCAGCAGAGUGAUUGAUUACGUUAAGACAUCGCCAUCCGACUUCCCAGAUCCUGAAAACCGCAAACGAAGAACGCUCGAGACUCUGGAGGUCGCGCCGCCACCUGCACCGAAGGCUGCGCCGCCUCCUACUAAGGAGGAGCUCAAGGCACAGAAGAGAAAGGAUCAUCAGACUCUGAAUCUACUGAAGAUCAGGAUUCAACCAAUUAUGGAUCAGAUCAAGAAGUACAAGAGGUUUAGGACCGGUGUGAUCGACGAAUCGCAGAUUCGCUACCUCUGGGAGGAAGAAGAUCCGAACGUCGUCACUAGCGACCUGCCCAUCGAGCAAAGAACGAUGUUCCGACCUUUCGAAAAGGACUUUGAUAAACAUGGCGUCCCAGGUCUUCGUGAGGCUGUGUCUGGAAAGUUCUUCUACAAUAUGGAGAUCGUCACCAUCGAAAAGCGACUAUCCAAUGGUUACUAUAAGCGACCAAAGGACUUCCUAGCGGAUAUCAAGCGCUUAGCGAAGGAUGCACGGCAACUUGGCGACCAGGAACGCUUGUUGCGAGCCAACGAACUACUCUCGAAUGUGGAGGUUGACGUCGCCACAAUUGAGCAGGCAGAGCCGGCCCUUGUUACGGAAUGCGAGAACGUCUAUCUUCGGGAGCUGCAGCGUGAAAAGCUCGCGGCUGAGCAAGCCAGGAAAGCCGCUGACGAGGAAAGCUUCGCCAAUAUAGCACCCACAGGCAAUGUCCCCCACGGUAAUACUGAUUCUGCCCCUUCCAGCGGACCCGUGGUUCUUGGCGAAUCUUUCCUGGGUGGGCCAGCUCGGCCGCACACUCCGACACGACGCUCGGCGGUCAGCUUCCUCACCAACGGAUACCACGAGGGCGGAGGUUCAGAUCUCAACGAUCUUAGCAACCAUGCCACCAUCAGCAACGGAUCCCACGAGUCUCGAGGAGAUAUCGAUGGCGAUAUUUACAUGACGAAUUCCGAGGAUCACUCGGGUGAAAGAGAGACGCAAGGCAGCUCAUUCGGGCCGUCCGCUCAGCCCAGGCCGCCGUAUUCGCACACGGCCCCUUCACAGCAAGUGAGACGGGAGUCAGGCUUCUCGAGUUUGUCACAGAAGGGACCCAUGACCCCCAUGGCGCCAGGGUCGCAACCACACGACUAUACCAACGAAGCAUCGACCACGCAGACAACCUCGGACAAGAAAUCAUCAGAGCAAUCUUCGGUGCCGCAGAAUUUCACACAAAGUCCCGUGGCGGCGCACGCAUUGCGGCAUGAGUUUCCAGACCUGACCCAGUAUCCCGACCGUGUGUCGCAAGAAGAGCAUCUCCCAGACACCCAGCAGCCUGAGAGCAGCCAGCUCUCUCCGCAUCCUCGUGAGUCGUUGCCAGGACACACAGAGCUUACGCACCUGGAGAUUGCAGUGCCUGGAGGCAGUCAAUCCCAAUCUAAGCACCAACCCCCUGUGCCUCUGUUCGAGGCAACUACCAAACAAGCUUCCCAUGCCCCCUCAAACCUCCAGUCGUUGCUGAACAACGAGGACCUGUCCCCGAAAGUCAUCCUGGAGCAUGAGUUCAUUGAGGAUCUGCACAAGCAACUCACCCAGAAGACUAGUGGAUGCUCAGUCGAGCAGCUCGAGCAGAUCAACAGCAAUUUGAUGGACUACAUUUGGCGCAUGCGUGGCGAGUGGAACCGCAACAAAGUGGCCGCUGGCAUCCGUGAUACUUUCAACGAGGUGUUGGAAGACAUGCAGGGGAUGCAGGAAAUUGGACCCAUUAGCCAGCGUACAAAGGAACAGCUGAGUGCUGAGAUCUAG
Messenger RNA from Aspergillus clavatus NRRL 1, 5046 nucleotides. Its product is annotated as chromatin segregase YTA7. Gene Ontology annotation, cellular component: nucleus. The transcript has 2 exons. Bases 1 to 5046 code for a protein of 1681 amino acids. Gene Ontology annotation, molecular function: ATP binding; ATP hydrolysis activity; histone binding. The record is from RefSeq and is a predicted model, not a curated record. Gene Ontology annotation, biological process: positive regulation of transcription by RNA polymerase II. Lineage: Eukaryota; Fungi; Ascomycota; Eurotiomycetes; Eurotiales; Aspergillaceae.